Messenger RNA from Bursaphelenchus okinawaensis, 1173 nucleotides. The record is from the annotation of a GenBank genome assembly. Lineage: Eukaryota; Metazoa; Nematoda; Chromadorea; Rhabditida; Aphelenchoididae.
AUGAUGGACAAUAAUCAUAACGGAGCUAGUGACGAUAGUUAUGAUUCGGAUCCUUUUGAUAACAUGGAUUUUCGGACAAUGUAAGUUAUUUCUUUCCUUCUAUUGCGCUCUUAGGAAUGUGAAUAAUGAAAGAAUGGAGCUACUAGAACAAAGGAGGAAAGUUUUAAACGGAACUGAUCCAAAAUUGCAAGUUGACAUUAGCAAGAUCAAAGAGUUGUUGAACGAGAGGAAACUGAUUUUGAAUGAUCAGAUGGAGGUAAGGUGAAGAAGACAGUUUGAGUAAAAGAGUUUCUGGUAUUUUAUAAAUGUUUUUUGUAUAAUAGAACACAAAAAUGUUUGAUAUUUUACUUUUGUUAGGCGGAAACUAAAUGGAUAGUGGAAAAGUCAAAGAAAGAAAUGGAGAAGCUAGAGAAUGACGAAACGAAUGAGUUGACAAAUGUGAUAACAAAGUUAACAGACGAUCUAGACGAGCUAAAGAGUAAUAUACAGGAUCAGGUUAAUAAAAUGGAUCUGUUUGAUCGGAAAGGACUUUCUUUGUUUGACUUGAUAGAUCAGGAAAUAGACUUGGACGAUAAACUUAGUGGCAGUAGCUCGUAAGUCGAAUUUUUGAUAAAUUUAUAAAUUUUUUAGGCAAGACAAUCCAUUGGCAAUGUUAGAAAAGCGCUCUGUUAUGCCUGGAAGGUUAAUAUCAGAUGCAGCUAUCAAGGAAGACUUAGUUCAUCUGAAUCAGAGUUUUGUAACGACAGAAGUUGAUGCUGUAGAGGCGCCUAAAAUAAUGCGACCGAGACACAAGGUUGUGAUGGAUAAGGCUAGGUUAAUAUACGAUGGGAAAACGUAAGUUUUGUAUUAAUAUUUUCAUUGAAUUCUGUUUUAAUUUUGUUGUGUAUUAUAGUAAAUUUUAUGCUAUCAUUAUUGCUUUUAUGCUUCAUAAGAGGUGUUCAAUUUAAAAAACUUUAAUUAUUUCUUUUGCUUUGCAGAUUUUACCGUGGUCAAAAGUUGUUCGUCCAAACUAUGAAUUACACUAGAUUUCCGGCUAUUGUAUAUGCUUUGGCAGAUGAAUAUGUGCACAUACGAUCACGUACUCCAGGAGAUACUAGAGAAGUAUUUGCUACAAUCGACGAUCUCAGAGCUGGGCGGGUAAGAAUCGGCCGUAAAGUAGUUACGCCGUCGUAG